Molecule: messenger RNA, 979 nt
Organism: Falco peregrinus (peregrine falcon)
Lineage: Eukaryota; Metazoa; Chordata; Aves; Falconiformes; Falconidae
Gene: LRRC46
Product: leucine rich repeat containing 46
Exons: 7
Molecular function (GO): protein binding
Source: RefSeq, a predicted model, not a curated record
GUGAGCCAUUGCGGGGCUUGCUCACAGCUCAGCUGGGGGGCUGGACCCUGCUGGCCUGGACUGCAUCACUUGGGGUUUCCCACAGGCCGUAAGCAGCCAUUCGCCGGGGUGACCCUCACUGACAGCUUCAUUGCCAUGAAGAACCUGCCUUGGCCAGUGGAGCCCCUGUGCGCAGGGAGCCGAUCUGUGGAGCUGCUGUCCCCCUCAACUCUCCGCUUGGACCGGGAGAACAUCUGUGCUAUUGGGAGGCUCCAGAGCCUGCAGGAGAUUCACAGCCUCUACCUGCAGCAGAACCAAAUUGAGAAGAUUGAGAAUCUAGACUGCUUUCCCAACCUGCGGUUCCUCUGCCUGGCUGGAAACCACAUCCCUAGAGUGGAGAACCUGCGGCCCCUGCGACACCUGCGUGUUCUGGACUUGUCCCACAACCAGAUCCAGAUGCUGGACCCAGAUGAGCUGCCCCGCUGCCUCCGACUCGUGGACUUAAGGGGAAACGAAUGCACCCACCAGCACGGAUACAGAGAGCUGGUGGUGGGAGCCCUGCCACACCUCCUGCAGCUGGAUGCCCAGCCCGUCUGUGCCAGCGUGGGUGAGGAAGAGGAGGAAGGAGGCUCUUCCAGCAGUGAGGAUGAAGAUGAUGAGUUGCUUUCUGAGCCGAGUGACCCUUUCACUACAGGCAAAGAUUUCUUUGCGGAUCUGCACUGGGAGCUGGCUGGGCACUCACGGCAGAGGCAGAGGGAGGCUCUGGAGGAGCACCGGACCCGUCUGGAAGAGCUGGAGGAGCUGCGGGAGCGUCAGGGUCUGCUGCUACCCCCUGCACCGCUGAGCCCAGGCCGGGAGGGAGCAGCCUUCGUCACAGCCCCAGCACCCAGGUGGUCUCAGCCUUGUCCCCAAGCAAAGCUGGGGACACAGCUGCCACCUCUGCCAGGACCCAGCAGGCAGCACGCCUGCCUGAAGCCCCAGUGAGCUACUGGUGGGAGCC